Rangifer tarandus platyrhynchus (Svalbard reindeer) is the source of this 348-nucleotide messenger RNA. The record is from the annotation of a GenBank genome assembly. Lineage: Eukaryota; Metazoa; Chordata; Mammalia; Artiodactyla; Cervidae.
AUGAAUGUAGGAGAGCUUCUCUUCAGUUACCAUCUGAUGCAGACAAGGAAGAAAGCAGUGAAUAUGGGCUGGGUAACUGGACCUACCUCUCUUCCCACUGCACAGUUUUGGGAUAGACUUCUCCCAGAAGUGAGUUUGAUUACGUGUUGGCUGCAGUUUCUCAGUAAGACUAUUGAGGGGAGGUUUUCCUUUGAAGAAUUUUCAUCCCAGGCUGAGCUGUCUUUUUACUUGGGUGAACUAAAUCCUGCCACCAACCAUAACACUUCACCAAGAAGUUCAGCUUUCAAGAUGCCUUGUUGCUUCAGAGAAGGGUAUGAUGUCAGUCCUGUUGUGACAUUCUCCCUUUAG